CCUGGGGCAGGUGGUGCAGUUUCAGGAAUGCAUGCCGACUGUAUAAAAAUCAGAAUAUGUGGGUGGAAAAAAUUAGUUUGGCGACAGUGCCCUUUAACCAGCGUUGAUUAUAUUUUUACGCGCACUCUACUACACGGCUCAGUUCACCAUGAUUCGCAUUAUCAGCCUGUUAGCUAUUUUGGCGGUUGGCCUUGUAGUGGCUGGCGUACCUGGCGGCACGGGUGAAGUGAAGAAUGCUGAUGAACAAGUGCAGAAACUGGUUGAUUCCGUAUCGAGCCAGAUCGCUGCCAAGGCCGGUAUCAGUGCUAACAGCAAGCUGAUCGCCGUAUCGUAUAAAACCCAAGUGGUCGCCGGCACCAACUACUUCGUUAAGAUCCGUGUGGGCGUAUCCCGAAACGCUAAGGUCAUCCAUGUCCGCAUCUAUAAGGAUCUCAAAGGCAAAGUGAGCGUGUCCUCCAUCAAGAACGCCAAAGAAUCCGAUCCAGUGAACUACUUUGAUUAAAUUUUCCGGCUAUGCAUAUAAUUCCAAAAAAUAUUACAGGAAACAGCUGUCGACGUCGAGUAUUGUGUACAACAUAUAUACUGUAUGACGUAUUCGUAUGCCCGUUUUAAAAGAAAUUUCGUUGGGUUACACAUGUAAAAUUAAGGCGGAAGGACGUGUAAACUAUGUAUAUACUGCGGAAUGAUCGACGCAGAAUUAAAGAGGCAUGUUGAUCACAUUGGCCGAAGCUAUCACACAA
Messenger RNA from Paramacrobiotus metropolitanus, 740 nucleotides. RefSeq names its product cystatin-A2-like. NCBI's taxonomy places the organism in Eukaryota, Metazoa, Tardigrada, Eutardigrada, Parachela, Macrobiotidae. The transcript has 4 exons. The record is from RefSeq and is a predicted model, not a curated record. Gene Ontology annotation, cellular component: cytosol. The coding region runs from base 149 to 502 and encodes 117 amino acids. Gene Ontology annotation, molecular function: cysteine-type endopeptidase inhibitor activity.